CUCCGUGGAGGAGCAGCCAGGAAUGACGUCCACCCCUCGUCCAGCAUCCGAGUAGGAACUUCAGAGGAAGGAAUGCAGCUUCAUAAAUAGCAAACCACAGGCUCUAAUGGGGAGCAGAGGCAAACCUGCAGGUCCAGGACUCGCUGCAGGAGCAGCUCCUCCGCCCACCCUGCCCCGAGAUCCCAAGAUGAUUCCAGCCCUGGCCGUUGUUUUCCUCCUCUGCCUCUCCUGCCCUUUCUCCUCCUGUCAGCAGAGAAGGAUAGAUCCCACGAGGCACUUUGAAAGGAAAGAACCCGCCUUCAGCAGGAAACCCCUCAGUGCCCUGGCAGCAGGAGGUGAAGUUGGGCCAGAAAUGCUGGAAGAGAUGAGAGAAACCAACCGUGUGCUGAUGGAGGUUCGGGAGCUGUUGAAGCAGCAGAUCAAGGAGAUCACAUUCCUGAAGAACACGGUCAUGGAGUGCGACGCCUGCGGGAUGCGCCCGGAGGUGACAGGCCCCGUCAUCACCGUCACACAGUUCAACAGGUGCCUCCCAAAUCCCUGUUUCCCGGGAGUGCCCUGCACCGAGACCGGCUCCGGCUUCCGCUGCGGGCCCUGUCCCCCUGGAUAUUCUGGGAAUGGGACCCACUGCACCGACAUCAACGAGUGCAACGCAAACCCCUGCUUCCCGAAAGUCCAGUGCAUUAACACCAACCCCGGCUUCCGCUGCGACCCCUGCCCGCCCGGCUUCACCGGGCAGCUGCUCCAGGGGGUGGGACUGGCCUAUGCCAGGGCCAACAAACAGGUUUGCACUGACAUCAACGAGUGUGAGACCGGGGCUGCCACCAACUGUGUCCCAAAUUCCAUCUGCAUCAACACCCGGGGAUCCUACAAGUGUGGGGCCUGCAAGCCGGGCUUUGUGGGGGACCAGGUGAGCGGCUGCCGGAGCCAGAGCCCGACGGGGCGACGCUGCCCCAACGGGGAGAUCAGCCCCUGCCACGAGAAGGCCGAGUGCAUCGUGGAGAGGGACGGCUCCCUGUCCUGCCAGUGCCUCGUGGGGUGGGCAGGGAACGGCUACGUGUGCGGGAAGGACACGGACAUCGACGGCGUCCCCGACGAGAAGCAGCGCUGCUCCGACAAGAAAUGCCGCAAGGACAACUGCGUGACCGUCCCCAACUCCGGGCAGGAGGACGCGGACAGGGACGGGAUCGGAGACGCCUGCGACGACGAUGCCGACGGAGACGGGAUUCCAAACGGCGAGGACAACUGCGUGUACACCCGGAACACGGACCAGCGCAACGCCGACAAGGACAACUUCGGGGACGCCUGUGACAACUGUCGGCAGGUGAAGAACAACGACCAGAAGGACAUCGACGGCGACGGGAAGGGCGACGAGUGCGACGACGACAUGGACGGGGACGGGAUCAAAAACACAGUGGACAACUGCAGGAGAGUUCCUAACCCUGACCAAAGGGAUGGGGACAGGGAUGGUGUGGGAGAUGCCUGUGACAGCUGCCCAACCCUCAGCAACCCAGACCAGAAAGACACUGACCAUGACCUGGUGGGAGAUGUCUGUGACACCAACCAGGACAGCGACGGGGACGGCCACCAGGAUUCCCGGGAUAACUGCCCCACAGUGCCCAACAGCUCCCAGGUGGACACGGACGGUGACGGGGUGGGGGACGAGUGUGACGAUGAUGAUGAUGACGACGGGAUCCCAGACGUGAAACCCCCGGGCCCCGACAACUGCAGGCUGGUCCCCAACCCCGGCCAGGAGGACUCGGAUGGGGACGGCGUGGGGAACGUGUGCGAGGACGACUUCGACAGGGACAUGGUGAUCGACAGGAUCGACGUGUGCCCCGAGAACGCCGAGGUGACCCUGACGGACUUCAGGGCCUUCCAGACCGUGGUGUUGGACCCCGAGGGGGAUGCACAGAUUGACCCCAACUGGAUCGUCCUCAACCAGGGCAUGGAGAUUGUCCAGACCAUGAACAGCGAUCCUGGCCUGGCUGUAGGUUACACAGCAUUCAACGGGGUGGACUUUGAGGGCACGUUCCACGUCAACACGGCCACGGACGACGACUACGCCGGGUUCAUCUUUGGGUACCAGGACAGCUCCAGCUUCUACGUGGUCAUGUGGAAGCAGAUGGAACAGACCUACUGGCAGGCAAACCCCUUCCGAGCAGUAGCAGAACCUGGGAUUCAGCUGAAGGCAGUGAAGUCCAAAACAGGCCCAGGUGAGUAUCUCCGGAAUUCCCUCUGGCACACGGGAGACACCACUGACCAGGUGAAGCUGCUCUGGAAGGACCCUCGGAAUUCCGGCUGGAAGGACAAGACUUCCUAUCGCUGGUUCCUGCAGCACCGGCCGCAGGUCGGGUACAUCAGGGCUCGUUUCUACGAGGGCCCCGAGGUCGUGGCAGACACCGGAGUCGUCCUGGACACCACCAUGCGAGGGGGACGCCUCGGGGUCUUCUGCUUCUCCCAGGAGAACAUCAUCUGGUCCAACCUGCGCUACCGCUGCAACGACACCAUCCCCGAGGACUACGAGACCUUCCGAGUCCAGCAGGACUAACAGCCCCUCCUCGAUGGAGCCAGCCCCUCCUGCUUCCCCGGACCCCGCUCCCGCUCUGGAAUUCCGUAGGAAGAACCGUCAGCACGUCCUGCUGCGCCCUCACAGCACCUCCAGCACCUCUCCCUCGACAGCAACUCCCUUUUCAUGCUACAAGAACCCUCUGGGAAGGGCAGAGGGCAGACAGUGAGUGUGGCCCAGAAGCCUGAGCUGCUGCAGAUCCCACUGGGAAAAGGUCUGCUGGAAGCCCCCCCUGCAGCAGCCGGGAUUGUUGGAGUGAGUUUAGCGUGGAUGAUCCCCAGGAAUGUUUUUCCCCACUCCAAGUGUGAAUGAAUGUUUGUUCUCCUUUUCAAGACCUGCUGCAAAGCCAAGCCAGUGCCAGCGUGAGGAGGACACGGGGAGCAGCCUCGGUGCAAAGUUGCUCGUUAAAAAUAAUUAAAAAAACAACAAAAAAAAGGCACUUUAAGGAGAGUAUCUUUGUUCUGGGAUGUUGGAUAAUAAAUAACUAGAUUCCUCCUUG
Messenger RNA from Pseudopipra pipra, 3065 nucleotides. It is a transcript of the gene COMP, whose product is annotated as cartilage oligomeric matrix protein. The transcript has 20 exons. Gene Ontology annotation, molecular function: calcium ion binding. The coding region runs from base 107 to 2548 and encodes 813 amino acids. Gene Ontology annotation, cellular component: extracellular region. The record is from RefSeq and is a predicted model, not a curated record. NCBI's taxonomy places the organism in Eukaryota, Metazoa, Chordata, Aves, Passeriformes, Pipridae. Gene Ontology annotation, biological process: cell adhesion.